Messenger RNA from Stegodyphus dumicola, 622 nucleotides. RefSeq names its product transferrin-like. Gene Ontology annotation, cellular component: plasma membrane; early endosome; recycling endosome. The record is from RefSeq and is a predicted model, not a curated record. Gene Ontology annotation, biological process: iron ion transport. Lineage: Eukaryota; Metazoa; Arthropoda; Arachnida; Araneae; Eresidae.
AUGAGAGGUUAUUUAAGACAAACCUGCUGGAGCGUUUAGAUGAAGUACAGAUCUCAAGAUGUUUCUGUUAUUGUUUGGAGUCAUUUCAAUCGUGCAUUCAUCACCUGUCCGAGUAUGUGUACCGGAUUCCCUAGCAGGCCCCUGCGCCCUGAUGGCCCGGGAUCUUCCAGAGACCUUCGCUUGUGUUAUUGCGCCAGACAUGUUAAACUGUGUGAAGAAGAUACGAGACGGAGAGGCUGAUAUCACAAAUGCUGAUCCAUCGGCCCUUUACUUAGGAGGAAAGUUCUUCAACCUUCGACCGCUGACAACAGAACUCGUAGAUGGACAACCUUUCAGGUACCAAGGAAUAGCUUUGGUAUCCAAAAACUCGGAUAUUCAGUCUGCUAGAGAUUUACAAGGUAGACCGUCUUGUCACACUGGUCUUCGACGGACAGUCGGUUGGCAGAUACCUGUCGGAAAGCUCUUAUCGAAAAAUGUCAUGCGACCUGAUUGCGAAGAAGGGGAACUAGGUGCAGUUCAAAAAUUCUUUAAUGGAAGCUGCUUGCCUGGCAAAUGGUCAACUGAUCCUAUCCUAGAUUCAAGUUUAAGUAAGUUUAAUAUUUAUUAAUAUAGUUAGAGGUCC